GCUUGUUCGAAACUCGGGGCCACAGUUUGUGGCAUUAGUCUCCAGUACUUAAGCACUUUCUCCAUUCCUAUAGCCAGCACUCAACGUUUCAGUGCGAUGGAAAUAUCCAAGGCACCGGCUGAAUACGCUCUACUUGCUGAAGAGACUGAGAACGACUUUCACGGACCUAUGCCUAUAACAGAAUUCUUUGACGCUUUCAUGAAGACGAAGGAUGACAAGAAACCUCCCAAGCGUGCCACCCAAAUCUUCAAGAACAUACCUAGGGUCGGAAAAUUUGAGGAUCACUUUAAAGAUGCUGUCGAGGCAUCUGGAAUUUGCCAGAAGCUGAGAUUUGUCAACACGACUGACGAUCUGGAUGCAGACUUCAAACGCAAGCCAGACAUGGUUGCUUACAAGAGAUCUCUGCAAGGCGGUGAUGUAACUGACUUUGAGCUGAUGGAACUGUGCAUCGAGCGCAAGCCAGAGACUAAGGACCCAUUCCAGGAUCUCGCUUCCAGUGCGACCUCUGGCGAUACAAACACAGUCUUACAUCGCUCGCAGGAGGUGACCAUGAGUCGAGGACAAAUCUGUUCCUAUUCAGGCUUGCAGCUCUCGGCGCAAAACCGGUUCUUCCUGUUCACUGUGGUCUUGCUUGGUGACUAUGUUCGCUUCAUUCGAUGGGAUCGCGCGGGAGCUAUUGUGACUGAACGAGUCAACUGGAGGAGAGACCCUACUCAUCUGAUUUUGUUCCUUUGGAAGUUCAACCGUUUCAAUGACGUGCAACGUGGAAGAGAUACGUCGCUCACAAAGCCCAUGGCGAGAGACAUCAAGAGGGCGAAGAAAGCAUUUGACGAACGAGCCAGGUUUCUGGCUAGGCUCCUAGGCGAGGACGAAGAAACGGCCCAAUGCUUCUACUCGUCUGAUGCCACCUUUCACCAGUUUUGUAUCACGGACGACGACACGCACCGGAAACACUAUUUCAUCGCGUCGAAACCUCAUUGGCAGAGCGGCAGCCCGUUUGGGAGAGCCACAGACGGGUACAUUGCAUAUGACAUCACCAGACAGAAAAUUGUGUAUCUGAAGAACAGCUGGCGGUACUUGGAGGAUGGGAUCGAGAAUGAAGGAGCGACCUAUCGGCACCUCGAAUGA
Heterobasidion irregulare TC 32-1 is the source of this 1128-nucleotide messenger RNA. RefSeq lists its product as uncharacterized. The record is from RefSeq and is a predicted model, not a curated record. The transcript has 3 exons. Bases 97 to 1128 code for a protein of 343 amino acids. NCBI's taxonomy places the organism in Eukaryota, Fungi, Basidiomycota, Agaricomycetes, Russulales, Bondarzewiaceae.